Nicrophorus vespilloides is the source of this 1939-nucleotide messenger RNA. RefSeq lists its product as uncharacterized. The transcript is spliced from 12 exons. Bases 17 to 1888 code for a protein of 623 amino acids. NCBI's taxonomy places the organism in Eukaryota, Metazoa, Arthropoda, Insecta, Coleoptera, Silphidae. Gene Ontology annotation, molecular function: phosphatidylinositol bisphosphate binding. Gene Ontology annotation, cellular component: membrane. The record is from RefSeq and is a predicted model, not a curated record.
UUUUUAUCACCAUAAGAUGGAUAUGCUAGUGUACAAAUCGCCUCUCAUGUUCUACACCGAGGAUGAGAUACAAAGGAUUUUGAAUGGUCACGGAAUAAAAGUGGAUCAGCUUUUUGAUUAUGUCAAGAUCAUCAAGGAUUGGUUGAAGACGCAGCCUCACAUCCCUUUGGAGCCUAGCGAUAGGCAAAUUGCUUAUUUCCUGUUAAUGAACAAAUUUUCCAUAGAAAACACUAAAGUGAAGUUGGACGCGAAUUACACUAUCAAAGGUUUAAUACCUGACUUUUUCAAUAAACCUGCAUCGCAUCCGGACAUUAAAAGAGCUCUGAAAUUCGCAAAUUGGGGAUUUUUACCGAAAUUAUCCAAGAACUUGAACCGCGUCGUCAUCUGGCGUUUGAAAGAUGCGGAAGAUCUGGACGUUUCACUGUUUUUCACCAUUUGCUGCAUCUUUUACGAGCUUAAAACUAUUUUGGACUUUAAUAAUGCGGAUGAGUACAUUUUCGAUAUGUCGUAUUUUCCGCUCUCCGCCGUCGGAAAAUACACUCCGACGAAAGUCAAAUGGUUCAUGACUAUUUUGGAAAAAGUUUACUCGACUCGUAUUGCCGCUUUACACUACGUGAAUUUACCAUCACAUGCCCUAUCAUUCAUCAAGCUGAUUAAAAUGUUUUUAAAGCCGAAACUACGAGAAAGGAUUAUCUUUCAUGAAAAUUUCGAUAGUUUGCAUGAAUAUUACGAUGUGGAUCAACUUCCCAAAGACUUUAAUGGAAACGGUCAAAGCUUUGCUGAAAUCAAUGAGGGAACAAAAGAGUUAAUUAUUGAUCACGAAGAUCACUUAACGAAGGUGUUCAGCGCCAGAGUAAAUGAAGAGCUAAGACCAACGAAAUUAACAAAUGACGAUUUGUUGGGUUUCCAUGGCAAUUUCAAGCAAUUAGAUUUCGAUUUGUUUUCUAAACAAAACAGCAAGAUGAAUUGCGAUUUGAAAGCGAAAUCUCCUUGCUUGGAUUAUACCGAUGAGGAUUUCAAGAAGAUUUUGGAGAAUCGUGGACGGAAAUUGAGCGAAGUUGAGGAAGAUGUUAAGGUUAUUAAGGAAUGGUUGAAGUUGCAGGCGCAUUUGCCUAUGCAUCCAACUGAUAGGCAAAUCGUGUGUUUUCUCGUGAUGAAUAAGUUUUCCAUUGAGAAAACUAAGGAGAAGAUCGAUAAUAAUUAUACUAUUAAAACCUUGGUGCCAGAUUAUUACAAUGUUUUACCUACGAGUCCUGAAAUUGAAACGUCCUUCAAAACUAAUACUUGGGCGACUUUGCCGAAGCUCACGAAAAACUUGAACCGAGUGCAUGUUUAUAGAUUGGAAGAAACUGAGGAUUUCAACGUGACUACGAUGUACGCUAUAAUGAUGCAUCUUUUGGAGCUUAGAACCGCUAUGGACUUCAGCGAUUCCGAUGAGUAUAUAUUCGAUCUGAAGAACUUCACGAUGGGCGUCAUCACUAAAUAUAACCCAAUGGACAUCAAGAAGGUCUUCACGAUCAUAGAGAAAGUCUACUCCUUCCGUGUAGCAGCGUUGCAUUUGAUCAAUUUACCUUCGUACGCUGAAAGCUUGGUAGCCUUUACCAAAACCUUGAUGAAAUCCAAAAUCGGCGACAGGAUCAUAAUCCAUAAAAGCUACGAUUCGCUUCUCGAACACUACGAUAAAGAUGAGUUACCUUCAGAUUUUGGUGGUACUGGAAAAUCUUUGUUGGAAAUUAAAGAUGAUGUGAAGAAAAUGUAUAAGGAUAAUGAAGAGUACUUAAUGAAGGUCCUUCAGGCGAGAGUAGAUGAAUCCAAGAGACCCUCGAAACUCGUCAACGACGAUUUGCUUGGUUUCCAUGGCAACUUCAAGAAGCUGCAAGUCGAUUGAUCUUUGAUGCAUAUUCAGUUUUUUUUUAAAGAAAAAAAGAGAGUAAAGUUA